Molecule: messenger RNA, 1942 nt
Organism: Anoplopoma fimbria (sablefish)
Lineage: Eukaryota; Metazoa; Chordata; Actinopteri; Perciformes; Anoplopomatidae
Gene: cpvl
Product: carboxypeptidase vitellogenic like
Exons: 13
Coding region: 97-1536 (479 amino acids)
Biological process (GO): proteolysis
Molecular function (GO): serine-type carboxypeptidase activity
Source: RefSeq, a predicted model, not a curated record
CAUGACCUGCACAGAGCUGGGUCAUGUGACUCAGUCUUACUUUCUGACCAAUUUAAAGACGUCUCUCUGUCAAACGGCUGAGUUUGAUCCUUUAACAUGAGGCUGUGUGCGGACACUCUGGGGUUCCUCUUUCUCUGGGCCUGUCUGGACUCGACCCACUCACGGAGCUGCUCGUCGUCCUUUUUCUGCCGAAAAUCUCACCGUGUCAGCGGCCUGAAUGGAGACGACCCCGGGUCUCCUCUCUUCCUCACUCCGUACCUGGAGAAGGGCUCCAUAGAUGAAGCCAGGAAACUGAGUCUGGUGGGAGAUCUGCCAGGUGCCAAUGUCAAGAGUUAUGCUGGGUACCUCACUGUCAACAAGAAAUACAACAGCAACCUCUUCUUUUGGUUCUUUCCUGCACUGAAGCCAAACCAAGACAAAGCUCCGGUCCUGCUCUGGCUGCAAGGCGGGCCCGGUGGCACCUCCAUGUUCGGUCUCUUCGUGGAACAUGGACCAUAUGUGGUGUACAAGAACUUGACUGUUGGUAUGAGGGAUUACGCUUGGACAACAAGAUAUUCCGUUUUGUACAUUGACAAUCCGGUUGGAACAGGUUUCAGUUUCACUAACGAUGACAAAGGUUUUGCUCAAAACCAGGAUGACGUUGGCAGAGAUCUGUACAGUGCCCUAACACAGUUCUUCCAGAUAUUUCCUGAGUAUCAGGCCAAUGAGUUCUAUGCUACUGGAGAGUCUUAUGCAGGGAAGUAUGUUCCUGCCAUCUCCUACUACAUCCAUAAAAACAACCCCACUGCCAAAGUGAAAAUAAACUUCAAGGGGAUGGCUAUUGGUGACGGCCUCUGUGAUCCAGAACUGAUGCUGGGUGGUUAUGGUGAGUUCAUGUACCAAACAGGCAUGAUAGACGAACAGCAAAAACAGUAUGUCGUCCAGCAGACAGACUUGGGGGUUAAACUCAUCCAGCACGAGAAGUGGGUGGAGGCUUUUCAGGUUUUUGACAGCCUUCUGAAUGGUGACGUGGAACCGUAUCCCUCCUUCUUCCAAAACGCUACCGGCUGCACCAACUACUACAACUACAUGACCUGUCGGGAGCCUGAGGACCAGGAGUACUUCUCCCAGUUUGUGACUCUGCCAUCGGUGCGACGUGCCAUCCACGUGGGGAACCUGACCUUCCAUGACGGCUCGGAGGUGGAGAAGCACCUUCUGCAGGAUGUCAUGAAGAGCAUCAAGCCGUGGCUGGGGGAGUUGAUGGAAAACUAUAGGGUCCUAAUCUACAGCGGUCAGCUGGAUGUAAUUGUAGCAGCGCCACUGACCGAGAGGUUCCUGCCCACUGUCAACUGGACCGGGGCGGCUGAGUUCAAAACAGCACCUCGUUUCCACUGGAAGGUUCAGCCCAGCGACACAGAGGUGGCUGGUUACGUGAGACAAGUGGGGGAGUUUUACCAGAUCAUCAUCCGAGGAGGAGGACACAUUCUGCCUUACGACCAGCCGGCGAGGUCCUUUGACAUGAUUGACAGAUUCCUUUCAACACGGGGCUGGAUAUGAAGUGUUUUGGUCCUGAAACAGCGAAUCAAAGCACCUCCACUUUAAAGAGUGUUGAUUUGAAAGACUGUUGAUCGUCUCAGCCAAUGUAAAUCAGCACGUUGUUGGCUUGGUACACAAUUCUUUUUAGUAUUUUAGCAGGUGGGACUUAGGACUGCUCUCUGAUGCAAACUAAAUAAGUUGUCUUAACAUGUUCCCAUGUCUUCCACAUCUUCACAAAGUAAAAAUGAAGUGAAAAUGACUGAUAAUUCAGUCUGAUUAUCAGACCAGAAUUCUAUCAAAACCGUUUCAUUUAUAACUGUUUGAGGAAAAUAGAGUCUAUGAUGCAUUCAAUCAGAACAUGCUUGAUGAUGAAAUAUAAAGAAAAACACCUUGAAUCGACCUUGAAAUUAAAAUAUUUUUUACUAAG